Molecule: messenger RNA, 4815 nt
Organism: Phalaenopsis equestris
Lineage: Eukaryota; Viridiplantae; Streptophyta; Magnoliopsida; Asparagales; Orchidaceae
Product: sister chromatid cohesion protein PDS5 homolog B
Exons: 31
Coding region: 134-4372 (1412 amino acids)
Biological process (GO): mitotic sister chromatid cohesion; DNA repair
Cellular component (GO): nucleus; chromatin
Source: RefSeq, a predicted model, not a curated record
CCACUAGCCUCUAGCUGCUUCGAAGUAGGAGUCUUGUGUUUUAGAAAUCUGGAGUUGCCCGAGAAACCCUAAUUCCCGGAGCGAUCGGAAAAUACUUCGCCAUUUGUUGAUUGGAACCUAGGGCUCUAUCGCUAUGUCCAGCAUUCCUCCCGAGCAAGUUUUGACACGAGUCAGUAGGAGUCUCUUAGAGCCUGCCAUUAGCAAAAAUGCAAUAGUGAAACUUCUCAAGAAAGUGGACACCGCUCUUUCAGAUUUGAGUCCAUGUUCAUCUCUGCAGGAAGCGUUGACUUAUCUAAUGUGCUCUUUGGUUCAAAGUAACCUGCUUAAGCAUAAAGAUGAUGAUGUUAGGCUAUUAGUUGCUGUUUGUUUCACUGAAGUCAUUCGUCUUCUAGCACCUAAUCUUCCUUGCAGUUUUGUUGUAUUUGAGGAAUUUUGUAGUCUCAUUGUUAAUGUGUUCAAGCACCUAACUGAUACUAGUAGUGCGUAUUCCACAAGGAGGUUGAAGAUACUGGAGACACUUGCGUAUAGUAAAUCUUUUUUGAUUAUGCUCGCGGGUUGUGAGAAUUUAGCAGCCAAAAUGAUUAACGUGUUAUUCAAAGUUGCAAGAUGUAAAAUUCAAAAUAGCUUGGUGCAGGCAAUCUUGUCAAUUAUGUCAAGCAUUCUUGAACAACAGGCUGCACCACGCAUACUUUGUGUGAUACUUCAUAAUCUUCUAAGGGAUGAGACGGCUACAUCAUUCCGGCUUGCUGUUUCAGUCAUCCAAGAUUGCGCCCCAAAGUUGGAGACCUCUCUCUGUAGCUUUUUGACAUCCUGCAUGCUGGAGAAGUAUAAUGUAAAUAAGAGUAGCAAGACUGAUUUUCGUUGUUUUGAUGUUAUUGAUGAUGAUGAGCAUGAUGAUGCAUUGGAGGAUAAUGUUUCUGGAGCUGAACUUCGAAGCUGUUAUCAUGAAGUAGUUCUCAAAAUUUAUCAACAUGCUCCUCAAAUUCUUAAAUCAAUUUUGCCAAUGUUAACUCAGGAACUGCUGAUUGAUCAGGUGGAUGCACGCAUGAAGGCAGUUCAAUUAAUAGGAAAACUUCUGGUUCUAUCUAAGCUCUAUUUUGGUCAGGAACACCGACAAGUUUUUGCAGAGUUCUUGAGAAGAUUCUCUGACAAGUCUACUGAGGUAAGACUAGCUUCACUAGCAUGGGCAAAGGAAGUUUAUCAGGCCAAUACCUCUGCAGAUGAAGCACAAUCUGUUCUUGUUGCUGUGGAGGGAAGGCUUCUAGACUUCGAAGAUAAAGUGAGAACUCAAGCUAUAUCUGUAAUCUGUAAUCUAGCAUGCUCCAAUCUUUCAUAUUUUCCCUCGGAAUUGGUGCUAAAAGCCUUAAAACGUCUACGGGAUAAGAAGAUCUCCGUGAGAAAAAGUGCUAUGCAAAGUCUUCUGCAGCUGUACAGGGUUUACUGUAUUAAGUGCUCUAAUGGCCUCUUCAAUCUAAAUUAUGAUUAUGAAAAUAUUCCUUGUGCGGUACUUAUGCUCUGCUUUGAUAAAGACUGCAAGGAGUUUAGGUCACAAAACAUGGAGCUUGUUAUUGCAAGGGAUUUUUUUCCAUCCUCUCUAUCUAUAACUGAUAGGAAAAAACACUGGAUCGCUUUAUUCUCACGCUUAACUCAGUCCCAUCUCAAGGCCUUAAAGUUCCUUCUAUUUCAGAAGCGGAGAUUGCAGCUUGAAAUGCAAGCUUACCUAGCUCUUCGUGAUAAUGAGAAGGAAAACAAGUCCGAAGAAGUUCAACUUAAAUUUUUGGAAUUGUUUUCAAAGAUGGCAACUUUAUUUUUGGAUUCUUCAAAAGCUAAGGAAUGUUUUCAAAAGUUGCAUAACAUGAAAGAUGGUUGCAUUUUCAAGUUGCUGAAACAAUUGGUUGAUGAAAAUUCAACCCUUAUAGCUGCGAAUUCUGUCCGAGUUGAUUUUCUUGAGAGGAUUGGGAAAAAGCAUCCGGAUUAUGAGUUUUUCAGGAUUCUUUCUUUGAGAUGCUCAUAUACAAUAUUUAAUGCAGAGCUUGUUCAAAGUAUCUUGGAGGAUAUAUUGUCCAGGCAAUGUAGCGGAGAUAAAUUUGCGGAGUACUCCGCUGAGCUAAUACUUUUUAUAGUUAAGAUGUUUCCAUCACUGCUGAAGGGAUCUGAGGAUUUGCUACUAAAGUUAGUUUUAGAUUCUUCUGUCUUAUCAAAUGAAAAGCUUCUUCAAAUCAUUGCUAUAGCCGGGCAUCAUGUUUCUAUUAAACUCAGUGAUGUUUACCCAUUCCUGGAGAAAAUGUGCUUGUUAGGCACACGCGUUGAAUCUAAAUUUGCUGUUCAGGCAAUUUCCUCAUUAAUUGAUUCUUCUGAAGAUCUUACAUUCUCCAAUUUAUGCCAGAAACUUGUAAGAUCUCUGAAAAGUGGUCAGAAUAUUCCAACCAUCCUGCAAUCUUUGAGUUGUGUUGCACGCCAUUCCUUUACAUCGUACAAGCUUCAUGAAAAAGAAGUAAUCAACUUCGUUGUUCAGAAUAUUUUUGUUACUUCAGAGGUGUACUCUGAAGUUGCAGAAUCUUUUCUGAAUGGUGAUAUCAGCUGCAGCAGUUCUUGCAUAAUGAAAAUUUAUGGAAUGAAGGCUCUGUUCAAAAGUAUCUUAUCAAUCCAAGCUUCUCAAGUCGGCCAACAAAUAGAAGAAAGUAUGAAAAUCUUGGAAAACACAAUUCAAGGGGAAGGCAUUAUUUAUAACAAUAUCUCAGAUGAAAAUGACAAGGACUGCCUCAGAUUAGCUGCUGCAGAAUUGCUUCUCCAGUUUGCAAGAAGAUUUGAUUCCUACAUUCCAUCUAUGCUCUUUCAUUUAAUCGUUGCAAGUGCAAGGGAUCCUUCAUUAACUGUGCGGAAGAUGUUUUUGCACAAAGUCCAUAAACUUUUGAAAGCAAAUCUGAUCCCGCCAAGAUAUGCAUGUACUUUUGCAUUGGCUUCUACUGAUUUCAUUGGUGAUGUCCGGGCUGAUUCAAUAAAAUAUCUUGGAGAGUUCAUGGAAGAUCACCACAGGCAAUAUUCUUCUUCUCAAGAUGAAAAGAGACAUAUCGUAAACUCUCCAGAAUAUAUUGUCGUGUUCUUAAUCCAUAUUCUUGCUCAUGACAUUGGCUUUCCUUCAGAAUGUUUGGAAGAUGAAGAAUUUUAUCCUGAGUUCUGCAGUCCACUUGUCAUUAUUUUGCGGGCAUUAGUUGAUUUGGAAAAUUUCAAUGACAUUCUAUCAAAUUUGUUUGCAAUUCUUCGUGCAAUUAAGAAAGCGGAGGAUGCCGUUGAUGCUCACAUUACUGCAAAACUACAUGCUCUUUCUGAUAUUGCCAUGCUUAUUCUGAAAUCACUGGGUAAAGGAUUAAAGCCUACUUCCAAGUUACAUCGUAUGAUUUUGCUUCCAUCAUCAUUUUACAAAGUUUGUCAAGAUUCUAGUAAGAUCUACACACUUAGUGAAAGCUUAUUCAAUGAAAGCUUUGCCAAAAGAAUUCUUGAUGUUGUUGAUUCUACAAUCAUUAAGCCUUUCAAAGCGAAUUGUAAUCAGUUUGGUAAACCUCAAGUAGGUGCAAACUAUGUCGCUGUCAUGAUAGACAACUCUGAGAAUAUGGUCAAGGCUGAAGAUGUCAAGCCACUUUCACCCAAAUCGAAGUUUUCAAAGGAUAUUGAUCCCAGUCAUGGAAAUGCACUUCAAAAGGAACUACUACAGAGAACGAUUUCCAGCACUAAACCAUCCAAUAUUUGUUCUGUAUCAUGUGAGUGGCAUAACAAGAAUUCUGUUGUUAAUGAUAGAAGAAAUUUAAUCCCUCAAAAUACUGUUGCCAGUUUUGGGGGUGAGCAGCUAUCAUCCAGUAAUUCUGCUAGCACAGAACUCUAUUUCCCUGGUUUGCAAACUUUAACUGCAGAACAUGAAGUUGAAGCCUUGAACCGUGUGCUUACGAAAAGCAUUGCAAAAUGUGGUUCUAUUAAUAUCCGUUGUGAACAAAAUAUUGUUCCUGAUUUUUGCUUGACUUCAAAGGAAUCUAUUCAUAAAGGUGAAGGGAUUGCCCAGCACAGGCUGAGUAGGUGUCCUCCAAUUGAUAUGUGUUCUUACUCUGGAUCUGUUGAUUCAUGCGACUCCCAGCAAAAUAAUUCCAAGGCUACAUAUGAUGACGGGAGCGUGGAGGUCUUCCACUUGGAAGAUGAAAGAUGGGAGUCUAAAGUUCAAAAAUCAUCUAGGGAUAAUGAUUCAUAUGGCUUUCAAAGAAGAGCUUGCAAUACUUCCAAUAUGCAUUCAACUGUGUUAGGUGAAAGAGCUAGAAACUAUGAACACUUAAACAGCUCUUCCAUAGUAGGAAGUAAGAAGGCUAAGAAACAUAGAAAAUCAUGAGCAUCGGCUAUUGCAAAAGACAGUUCCAAAUUUGAUAAGGCCAACAAAAAUGCUGAGCUGCACAAAGGACUCGACCACGAAGAACAUAAAGAGUGUUUUUUGCCCUAUUUAAUUCUAGUUCCUCUUUUCUUAUGUUUAUACCCAUAAAUUUAUAGUUCAAAAAACUCUAAAUAACUAUCUCACAGUUCGUUCAUGCAGAUUAUAAUAGGAAUGUCAUUCAAACUUUCUUCCAGUUGCCUGACUCUUGCUAGCUUGUGAUAGUUCUUUAUUUAAAUAACUUUUCUAAUCAGAUUUAAUCUUCUUAUUUUCAAUUCUAUAUAAAUCCCAUGCUGCUUAACAUUCAGCUCAGCUGUGAAGCAAAGGAGCUAAAAAAUAUUACAAAAUAUUAUUAUGUUUCUUGUCUGUGUGGUGAGCGUUUUUGCAGAUACGGCGGGUUGUAAUUU